This is a messenger RNA of Oryzias melastigma (Indian medaka), 3716 nucleotides long. RefSeq lists its product as uncharacterized. Gene Ontology annotation, biological process: cell adhesion. The transcript is spliced from 11 exons. Gene Ontology annotation, molecular function: integrin binding. The record is from RefSeq and is a predicted model, not a curated record. The coding region runs from base 802 to 3240 and encodes 812 amino acids. NCBI's taxonomy places the organism in Eukaryota, Metazoa, Chordata, Actinopteri, Beloniformes, Adrianichthyidae.
UUAAAAACUUUAUUUUUCUUUAACCAGAGACCAAAAUGUAGGGGUCAAAGAGUCGCACGUGGCUCAGGAGCCUUUGGAGUUUGAGCCCCUGGUCAGGGCCUUUCAAUCUGGUGCUCUCAUUUAUCACCAAUUCCAAAGUGUUCUUCCCGCCUAUUAAAUGUUGGAGCAUUGCCUUGCAGAGUUCAAAUCUGAGAACAAUUCCAGGAAUCUGGAAAACCAGGGCGCUCAGAAGGAAGGAAAUAAUCUUCAUCUGGAGCAGUCUGAUUCCAUUCUGAACAUCACGAUUUCCUCCCUCUGCUGCAAAUGAGCUCUUAUUAUAUUACCUGGAUUUGAUUGUCAUUUUUAAUAGCAUCAAGCAUUUCUCAACCUUUUACAUAUUAUUUAACCUUUUGUGAACCUUCUCAUGUGGCAUUCUAACAGUUUUGCUGUAUUGUGUCCAUCAGUUUUCCGUCAAUUCCUCUUUUGUUUUCAUUGUCAAUUUUUCAAUGCUACAAUUACAAGGAGCGACCCCCCCACACACACACACCCAAACCUGAACAGGAAUCACAAAACAUCACAAACAAAAGGGACUUUCACUUUUUCCAGUCACCAUUCUGACAAAAAAAAAAAAAAAAAAAACACCUCAGCGCUGAUGUGAGGAAUGAAAACAGGAUGUCCUGUGCAGGCUGUAUUAUGUGGUGGUAGCUAUUGUUCAACUGGAAAUUAAAUGAACGACACAGAGCCCUCCCUCGACCAACCUUUGCCUUUUUGACUUUUUGUUGGAGGUUCGGUGUUUUUUUUCUUUGCUCUUAAAGACAAAAAAUGCCUUUCAGUUUUUCUUUAUUCGUUGUGUUAUUUGUGAGUUUUCAGUGCAUCUGCUUUGUGUCCAGUUGUGGUUCUGACCAGAUGUGUCCAGAUAAACCGGUUUUCACUCCGUCCUCACUGGUGGUGAAGUACGGAGAUCCAGCCUAUGCCACUUGUGUCGUCUGCCAAUCUGGCUGCAAUGAAGAUGUCUCUAAUUUGGAAAAGUCUUCUGGGACGACAGAGAAAAAUGGAAGGACAAUAAUGUGGAAUGUUAGCAGUCUGACUGAAUGGGACAGUGACCUCAUCUGCUUUAAUGAAGAUCAGAAUGGGACUCAGUGUUGUACCACACUGGGGGUAACUGUGUACCAAACACCAAAAGACGUUUCCUUCCGUGUUUUUAACCACUCUGGACCAAUGCUUGAGAACAGUCUGUACGCUCUUGUGUGUGACGUACAGGAUGUGGCUCCUGUUGGAAAACUGGUUGUGACCUUCUACAGAGGACUGACACAACUGAAGCAACUACAGCUUGCCACAAGAAUAGAAAAGAAACCAUUGAAUGUUACCUUCCUUCUGAGCUAUGAGGCCAGCAGAGAAGAUGAUGGAGCCCAGCUCUCAUGUGGAGCCACGCUGGAACUGGGACCUGAAGGACCACAGCACCUCUCAGUGGUCAAGUCACAGAACGUCACUGCAACCAUCCACUAUGGUCCUGAUCUGCUGGUAACGGUGAAUCCAGAUCCGAUCACAGUUGAGGAAGGAGGAAUUCUCUGUCUGAACUGCUCGGCUGUGGGAAACCCCGCCCCCUCAUACACCUGGACUCUCCCAUUCAGUGGCCCUCACUUUAGCAGCAGUGUUUUAACCAUUAAACCUGCUAGUUCUCAGCAUGAAGGGCAGUACAACUGCACUGUCAGCAACAGUAUCAAGACCGUCAGUGUGCUUUUUGACGUGAAAGUCCAAGGUUUGGAGGUCACCUCAUCGGCGCCCACUAAACCAGACCCAAGCUUAACAUCAGCAAGCAGCACUAUGACGACUCCUGGACCAAAGAGUGAUGCCACCACUGAGUUCAGCUUAUGGAUUCAUCAAAUCCUUCUGUGUUCCGUGAUUUUUGUCUCUUUUCUGAUCUUUGAGGUGAACAGCUGCGGUUCCGACCAGAUGUGUCCAGAUAAACCGGUUUUCACUCCGUCCUCACUGGUGGUGAAGUACGGAGAUCCAGCCUAUGCCACUUGUGUCGUCUGCCAAUCUGGCUGCACAGCAGAUGUCUCUAAUUUGGAAAAGUCUUCUGGGACGGCAGAGAUAAAUGGAAGGACAAUAAUGUGGAAUGUUAGCAGUCUGACUGAAUGGGACAGUGACCUCAUCUGCUUUAAUGAAGAUCAGAAUGGAACUCAGUGUUGUACCACACUGGGGGUAACUGUGUACCAAACACCAAAAGACGUUUCCUUCCGUGUUUUUAACCACUCUGGACCAAUGCUUGAAGGUGAUGUGUACACUCUUGUGUGUGACGUAUGGGAUGUGGCUCCUGUUGAAAACCUGGUUGCGACCUUCUACAGAGGAUACACAGAACUGGGCCAACCAGAGCUUUACCCAACAGAAAAGAAACCAUUGAAUGUUACCUUCCUUCUGAGCUAUAAGGCCAGCAGAGAAGAUGAUGGAGCCCAGCUCUCAUGUGGAGCCAAGCUGGAACUGGGACCUGAAGGACCACAGCACCUCUCAGUGGAAACACCAAAAGACGUUUCCUUCCGUGUUUUUAACCACUCUGGACCAAUGCUUGAAGGCGAUGCGCACACUCUUGUGUGUGACGUAUGGGAUGUGGCUCCUGUAAACCUGGUUGUGACCUUCUACAGAGGACCGACACAGCUGGGCCAACCACAGCUUUACACAACAACAGAAAAGAAACCAUCGAAUGUUACCUUCCUUCUGAGCUAUGAGGCCAGCAGAGAAGAUGAUGGAGCCCAGCUCUCAUGUGGAGCCAAGCUGGAACUGGGACCUGAAGGACCACAGCACCUCUCAGUGGUCAAGUCACAGAACGUCACUGCAACCAUCCACUACGGCCCAGAGCCCCAGGAUGCAGUGAAUCAGAUCAGCAUCUAUGAAGGAGAAACUCUACAGCUGAAUUGCUCAUCAGGGGCAAACCCUGACCCCUCAUACACCUGGAUUCUUCCAUUCACUGACUCUCCCCAUGGCAGCAGUGUUCUCACCGUUAAAUCUGUUGGUUCUGAGCAUAAAGGGCAGUACAACUGCACCGUCAGCAACAGUGUGAAGACGGUCAGCAUGGUAUUUGAGGUGGAUGUCCGAGUUAACUUCAUCCCGUACAUCAUAGCUGCAGCAGUUGUGCUUACCACUAUAAUUGUGGCUAUAGUAGCUGUGAAAAUGUAUUGCUGCUACAAACACAAGUACAUGAAAAAUUACAACCUGAUGGAUGUCUUCCGCCUGCGCCGACAACGCUCCCAAGGACCCUACUAAAGAGGGAGUCUACAAAACUGAGGAGGAUGGACAAUGUGAUGCUGUGCCCCCAACCCCCCACCCAAAAAAAAAAAAAAAACAAUCUUGGAGUCCUUUGAAAAGCUGUUGACUGUUUGGAUUCAUUAUUUUUACAUGCGAUAUUUAUGAGUGUUUGUAACAAAAGAAUGUGACUUUGAAACGUUUCUGCAGUUCGUUCAGUUAUAUAUUUGCUAAAAGAUGUUUUAAGACAGCUGUCUUGUUCUUUGUUCUAUAUCAAUUCAGAUUUUGAAGUUACUUUUUUAUUUUAGUAAAAGCUUACAUGUAUAUGAAUGUUAAGACACACAAGGUGUAUAUUUGUAUGAAUUCAUGUUGUAUUUGAGGCUAAACUUAUUGUGAUUAUAUACAUUUCUAGUUGGAAUAAAUGGAAAAGAGAAGGAGAAAAUGAGAUGUUAGAGAUGGUGAGUAAGGGUAUUAAAGAAUGGAGAAUCACAGCGCAA